AUGACGAUGAUGGUGGAUAACUUCGAAUGUGCUGGAUACACGUUCUACUCGAAGUUCGAUUCCGGUAACCUGGGCAAGGUUGAGCUGGUACGAUGCUGUGAAGGACUCGGCAUCGUUGGCAACACGGUGUCGAAUGUUAUAGGUGCGGCAGGUGGUUCGUCUUCUGUAGGAGGAGGAGGAGGAGGGAGUAGCGCUCCCAUUAUCGGUUCGGGAUGCAGUAUCGUUCAAGCCACCGGCAUUACCAGCGCUUCCGCCAUAGUGGCAGCAACACUUGGGAUAGGUUUGGGACAACAGCAGCAACACCAUGGACCGAUUUCCUCGACGGUUGGAAGUGGCAACGGUAGCUCAACCACUGCAGUCGGUGCCACUAGCACCCUUGGUUUACCAAUUCCCUCACCUACGCCACAUGCAACUGAAAACCCCCUGGUGGAGGUAGAGUUCAAUCUGUGGACAAGACCGGACUGUGGUGGCACGCCAUAUGAAAACCAGAAUCGCACCUGGUUUCAUUUCGCCGUGACGGGCGGACGGCCAAACCAGAUCGUUAAGUUCAACGUAAUGAAUCUGAACAAGCAAGCCAAACUGUUCAGCCAGGGAAUGCAUCCAGUCACGAAGGUUGGCCCCAAUGGGCGUUGGGAGCGGAUCAAAGAUAAACCAUCCUAUUCGAUCACGAACGAUGUGUUUUUCAUUUCCUUCCUGCACAAAGUGCCAGAGGUGGGCGGUGAUCAGACACGAAUCUAUUACGCGUUUACGUUUCCCUUCACGUACACCGAGCUGCUCGACCAGUUGGCCUCGUUCGACCGAAAGUUUGGACGGCACCCGUUCGAGUUGAACAAAAUGGCGUACGAAAUAUCGCAAAAAUACGAUUCACUCCCGGCAACCGCCGCGGAGGAAUCGAAGAACAUAUCCAACCUUGCACCCCACCGUCGGAAAGGGAAGCUUUCGAAGAUGGAACGCGUUGAUCGAACUAGCCCAGAAUCGUUUGAUGAGACGGCACGCGAUGGCGUUGGUCAGACCGUACCGACCAAAGAAGCCUUGUUGUCGGAAGCGAACAAAUCCCUGCAAACCGUGCUCGGACCAGGAACCGGUGGAAUGAUAAUAGACGAAAAUACCUCCGAAUCGAUGCAACAGAUUACACAUCUUGUAAAUAAGGUGAAAAUAGAGUUACCGUCUAGUGCCGCUGCCGGUAGUGGUGAAACGAAACAACCCGCACAAGCGUCCUCAGUGACGUGCACAACGAAGACGAAGUUACCCUCGUUUCAUCACCAGCUGAAUGUGGCAUCGAUCACCCCGAAUCUCUCAGAGGAGGAUUUGAAGACGGAUCCACGGGAUGAAAUCUACUACUGCCGAGAGCUGCUAACGCACUCGAUCGAACGUCGCCGGAUCGAACUGCUUACGAUAAGCUCCUUUCACAAGAUCCAAACGGCCCGGGAGGUACGACUGCGCAAUCUGUUUCCAGACGACGAGGCUCAACGUUGCCAUACGUUUAAGGAUAAGAAAAUUGUUUUCAUCUCGUCACGCGUGCAUCCGGGCGAAACGCCGGCCAGUUUCGUGCUGAACGGGUUUCUCAGCAUGUUGCUCGAUCGGAAAAGUGUUGUCGCGCAAACGCUACGUAGGAUGUACGUGUUUAAGAUUAUACCAUUUUUGAACCCGGACGGAGUGUACAAUGGUUUAUAUCGUUCGGAUACGCGAGGUCACAAUCUCAACCGAGUGUACAUAAGCCCGUGCCACGAGACGCAACCAGCGAUUUUUGCAGCCAGGAAAUUAAUUCGGUACUACCACCUCGGCGUAGAUGAAGUGGAACCAUACGAAUUGGAAAAGGAAGCAGCACAAACUGCUGCAUCCAUUGAAGUAAAGGACAUCGUCGUUGAUCCUACAGCAGUAACAUCCCCCGCAGAAGGCUCCACUUCAACGGAUGUAACGGGUGGCAAUGUUAAUGUGGAACUUAAAAAAGUGGAAGGAAUGACUCGAAAGCGACGUACUCCGUCUCUCUCCAGCACACCGUCCGUAAGCGUGUCUAGCGAGAGAAGAUCUGUGAUCGCUUUUGUAACGCCUGCCGAACCAACGGCCAACUUGUCGAACCGAUCGAAACCUAUAACAUCAUCGUGGUCGGAUAAGAUUUUCGGCAAAAUUCUACGCCGUCGUCGCACAAAGUCUGUAGCGUCCGAACAUUCUGCCGAGAGUCUUCCGCUUGCUGCUGGGAAGUUGUCCCCAAUAGCGCAGGCCCUUCCGAAGCCCACUUUACUGUUGCCUGCGGUUGAGGAAGAAACAGUGACGGUGAAGGAACUAGUAGUCACGUCGUCGACAUCACCGGUCUUGUCAUCUUCGGCGGGUCUUAUUAAUGCCAACGCGGCAACCGCUUCUAACGCAUCGUCACCACUCACCGAUGAAUCGGAUUCAGUCGAACAAGAUACACCGGCGGCGUCUGAUUCCGGGUACAGCGAGGCAAGUUCUACAUCGUCUUCGUUGACUUCGAAGGUUACGUCAACCUCGCUGCCCACCCAAUCAUCGGCCGAUUCAAGCGUUUGUCCUCCAGGGGAAGAAACCACGCCGGUCGUGGUUCUGGACGCAUCACCUCCCACCGUAGUGCAACCACCAUCUCUCGUUGCGGCUGCUACGACUGCAGCACAAGUUUUCACCGAAAAACUCAUUCCGGAGCUAAAUCCUAUCCUCAGCGAAGGGGGUAGCACCAACCCUGGGCAUGCGUCAGUUCGUGCCGGAGCACCCGCUAGCGGUCGUAGUGCUUCCAGUUUGAGCUUAAAAAAAUCAAUUCACUCGGUAGGGGCCAGGAUCGAUACGGGGAAAGGAAGCAUUGGUAAAGGUGCGCAUCACAAGCAACAUGUAUUGAACAAGCCACAGUUUCUUGGUGCUACACCAGGCACACUAAAGUUCAAGGAGUUUCUGGUCCAUCCACACCACCAUCACCACCAUCAUCACCAUCACCAUCACCACCAUCAUCAUCUGGCGGGUGGAGGAACGGCACCGGGUGGAGUGUCAAGUGGUGGCACCGUACAAGGACAGGUCGUCACCACGCUGCACGGUGGCAAAUUGGCGCUUGGUUCAUUCAAAAAAGGUACCGGAAGUGGAAAGCAGCAAACAACAUCUUCCGCAACAUCUUCCUUGAUUGGUGUGAGUGGAAUAGUAGGAGGUCGAGCUUCGGGUGGUGGAAGUGUCCUUGGCGAAACUGGCACUGCUCCGGGUGGAAAAAAUCGUCCCCAGACGCCUCAAACAAACGCCGCCCAGUUUAGCCAUUAUCGAUCGCAUCGUAACGAAUACCUGAAUCCAGUAAUUGGAGCAGGUGGAAUUGGCGGUGGUGCUCGAAGCUUGAACAUUAGUAUGGAUUUUCUGGCCCAGCUGGACGAACGACACGACCGGGUGGUGUAUGAGGAUCGAAGCAAUCUGUUCAUGUACAUAGAUUUGCAUGGACAUGCCUCAAAGAAGGGCGUCUUUAUGUACGGUAACCAUUUGCCCAACACGAUCGAAGCCGUCGAGUGUAUGCUAUUGCCACGGUUAAUGAGCCUCAAUUCGCAGCACUUCCACUUUGAUGCGUGCAACUUCAGCGAGCGGAACAUGUACUACAAAGGGAAACGAGAUGGGCUAUCCAAGGAAGGUUCUGGUCGUGUAGCCGUCUACAAGACGACCGGAUUGAUUAAGAGUUACACACUCGAAUGCAACUACAAUACUGGCAAAUGUGUUAAUAUACUACCACCCAGGGGCAAGGAGAUUGUUGCUAAAACAACGCACACGCUGGUACCUCCCAAGUACACACCGGCCGUAUUCGAGGAGGUUGGCAAAGCUCUCGGACCGUCGAUAUUGGAUCUGACCAACUCGAACCCAUUGUCGCGAUUACCAAAUUGCGAGUUUCGCACGCUGCAGGGUCUACGGAAUGCACUACGAAUCGAAAUCGAACGCGGUUCAUCGAAGGCACGCGUCACUAACAAGACCCAGAAGUCUCACACGAAGCGGCUCGCCAAUCAGCUGUCUUGUUCGAUAGACGUUGCUAAGGAAAACGCUAUCCAGUGGGAUCACACCCUUGGCACAACGGUCGGGCUCGGUUCCGGGGGCCAACCCGGUGCCACCGUCACAACCAUGGCCGGCGGUGCGAAUGUGUGUAAAAUUGUAGGCGACUCUGAUUCGACGACUCUUCUACUAACGAGCUCGGGCGGUAGCAGUGGUAAUGGGAACAACACUACUAGCCAUUCCGUUGUGCCCGGUAUGGCUGGCCCUGGGGCUGGAUCUAGCGGACGGCAGGUGCUGAAAACAACGGGUUCCGGAUCCGUCACGCUGAAAACGUCCCAUGGUCCCGCUGGUGGCAAGAUGUCACGCAAAGUGGGUAGCUUUGGAAAGUCGAAGAAAGCGAAGGUGCUGUGCGAUGUUGGUGGGGGAGUUACCGGUACAUCGGGGAUAGGUACCGGCAGUGGCAAGAAAAUCCAGGAGCUUAUGCUUCGUAGCACGAAGGAACAAGUGCCUCGCAAAAAGAUCAAAGUUUCACCGCAGCAUCCGGGUAUCGGUGGGCCUGGUAGUGGUCCCGGUGUAGAUCGAACGGCGGCAUUGGAGCUGUGCUUUAAGGGCGGCCUUGGUUCGGGUUCGUUACCCAACUUUUUAGCCGUUGUGCCAGGUACCCUUUCGGAUCUUCCGUCACUGGCCCCGGGGAAGAAAGUCAAGUCGGAAAGCAAGCUGCUGGAUGUUAACAGCCUGAUGCAGUGCGACGAUAGCUUCGAUGCGGCACCCUGUUGCUCCUACACCACCGUUCCACUGGCAGCGGGCACGAUCGUUACCACAACCGGUGGAAUUACGAAGUUUAUCUCGACGUACACACAGGCAACGACCGAUCUGCACACCGGUACGGUGCUUAGUGCCAGUGCGGAAGAGCUGAUCACACUCGGUUGUAGUGACGUCGUUACGUCCGCCGUCUGUCCAGGAUCAUCUCUCGAGGGUGGAGCUGCUGGUGGAGGUAGCAUCGCGAGUGGAAGUGGUAGCAGCAGCGGUGAGACGAAGAGUGGCAAAUUUGGUAAGAAUUCGCUCAAACCCAAGCAGACGAAACUAGCCAAAUCGACCAAGUCGGGCAACGAUGUCACCGGGAAAAAGUUGCUAAAGAAGAAGCGUUCGCUCAAGACAGAUUCGAGUUUAAAGCGAAAGAAAACACGUGUUAAACCGGCACUGACCUAG
This is a messenger RNA of Anopheles marshallii, 5166 nucleotides long. RefSeq lists its product as uncharacterized. The transcript has 9 exons. Gene Ontology annotation, molecular function: zinc ion binding; metallocarboxypeptidase activity. The coding region runs from base 1 to 5166 and encodes 1721 amino acids. Gene Ontology annotation, biological process: proteolysis. The record is from RefSeq and is a predicted model, not a curated record. Lineage: Eukaryota; Metazoa; Arthropoda; Insecta; Diptera; Culicidae.